Messenger RNA from Amphimedon queenslandica, 2080 nucleotides. RefSeq names its product putative ankyrin repeat protein RF_0381. The annotation marks the transcript as partial. The transcript has 4 exons. The record is from RefSeq and is a predicted model, not a curated record. Lineage: Eukaryota; Metazoa; Porifera; Demospongiae; Haplosclerida; Niphatidae. Gene Ontology annotation, molecular function: protein binding.
AUGGGGGGCCAUUCUGACCUAGUGGAAUUCUUUAUUGAGAAGAAUUGCAAUACUUCUCAGAUAAAUUAUAUUAGUGCCUCAUUAUCCUUGUUAGCUUGUCAAAGUGGAGAGUUAGCAUUAGUCCACAAGCUUGAAUCAUUAAACCUCUUUUCACCAGACUCAAAAGACAUUUUUCAAGGUGCUGUCCUGCAUUACACUUGUAUGAACAAUAAUGUUGAGCUUUUUAAGUAUCUUUUAACUCGAUACCAAUUAUCCAUUGAUGUAAAAGAUCAACAAAAUAGGACUCCACUUCAUACUGCCUCAUGGUUUGCUUCAUCAUCAGUUGUUGAAUAUAUUAUUAGCAUUAAAGGUAAUGAAGCAUUAUUAACCAUUGAUACUAAUGGUAGAUCGUGCUUACAUCGUGCAUGUGAUGCAGCUAUGUAUAUUCCAGCUGGUAUUGUGUAUAGUAAGCUUUUUGCACAACGUGAUGCAUCACGAAAUGAAAGAGUUAAAAUGUUUGCAUCACUUCUCAAGAAAGCUAGGACCAGUUCUAACUUUGACAUCAAUGCUAAUACGAAUGAUGGACGUUCAUUACUUCAUUUAGCAUCACGCAGUGGCAGCAUAUUACUAGUAAAAGCAUUAGAGGAAUAUAAUAUCGCUUCUUCAUUAGAUAAUUAUGAAUUAAUAACUACCUAUCAGUUAGAUCCUCAUCAAGCUAAUAGUAAAGGUCACCUGCCAAUUCAUUGUGCUGCUCAAUCUGGUAAUCUUGAUCUAGUACAAUUACUAAUACAACAGUAUAAGCUUGAGCCUUUAGCUACUGAUGAAUAUGGUUUCACAGCAUUACAUGCAGCAGCAGGGAGCGGUCACACUCAUAUACUGGAAUGGUACAGUCAGGAGUAUAGUGUGGAUAUUACUAAUCACACUAACAAUAACAAGUACACACUAGCUCAUGAAGCUGCUUAUAAAGGUAGGCUACAUUGUCUACAGAAACUGAUUAAUAAGUACCAGUGUGAUGUUAAUGCCACUACUACUGAUACUGGUAGUACAGUUCUUCAUAGAGCAUGUGCAGGAGGUCAUGUUCCUGAUGUUAUACUUUAUCUCACUAGUCUUCCUCAGUGUAAUGUAGCAGCUAAGACAUCUGAUCAUUCCACAGUUCUUCACAUUACCUGUCAGUACAGUGGCUCUCUUCCUGUACUUAAACAUUUGGUAGAGAAUCAUCAGUUAGAUUUGUGUGCUGUGAAUGAUGCUGGAAUGGUUCCUAUUCAUAUAGCAUGUAGUAAGGGAAGAUUAAAUUUGGUCCAGUACAUUAUAGAACACUUACCAUCAUCACUUGAAAUAUCUCACAGUAAACAUGGCCAUACCCCAUUCCUUAUUGCAGUAUAUUGCAAUCAGUUAGAAGUUAUUAAAUAUCUUAUUAGAAAGAAGUGUAAUCUAUCAGCUACCAGUAGUAAAGGGUCUGGAGCAAUUCAUAUAUCAGCAGAGAAAGGCCACUUAAAUGUAUUAAAGUUUCUCAUUGAUAAUAGUUAUUGUCAUCCUAAUGCAACCAAUCAUCAAAAUCGUGUAGCACUUCAUGAUGCUGUACUAGCUGAUCAAGCUGAAAUAUUAGAAUAUAUGCUCAGUAAGAGUAUCCCCACAAUAAGUGUUGUCCGUUUACGGGAGACAAAGUGUUUAUUAGAUGGUCCUUGUGACACAUCCAAUAAUCUGCAUAAUGCAGUACUUAUUAAUGUACAAGAUGAAGAUGGUAAUACACCAUUACAUCUUGCUUGCAGAAGAGGACAAAAGAAGGUUGUAUCACUAUUAUUAAAAGCAAGUCUUAGACUAUCUCCCAAUAAUUUAUUGAUUACUAACAAUGAAGGUCAGGCACCAUUACACUUAGCAGCUGCCUCUGGUCAUAAGGAUACCACUGAAGCUUUACUGUCCUCAGUCACUGGUAGUUCUACUCAUCAUAAUCUCCUUACAGCUACUGAUAAUGAAGGAUUUACUGCAUUUUUUACAGCUUGCAGUAAUGGUCAUAUUGAUGUGUUCCGUCAUUUAUCCAGUAUUUAUCCUCAAGGUGUUAAUGUAAUGGAUAAUAGAGGACGUGGUUUACUUCAUGCAGCAU